This is a messenger RNA of Penicillium paradoxum, 420 nucleotides long. RefSeq lists its product as uncharacterized. The record is from RefSeq and is a predicted model, not a curated record. Lineage: Eukaryota; Fungi; Ascomycota; Eurotiomycetes; Eurotiales; Aspergillaceae. The transcript is spliced from 2 exons. Bases 1 to 420 code for a protein of 139 amino acids.
AUGCCCAUCAUAGAGGAAGGGCCUGAGGCUACAACUCUCGAUCAUGCGAUCAACGAAGUGUCUGACAAGACGGUUCGCAUGGUUCUCAAAUCCAUCUGUGAGAAAAAUGAGGAGGCCCGCAAAGAAGCCGAGCGUCUGCUAUUGGUGACGCCUACCGAUAGUGAGGGGGCCUGUCAACAUUGCAUACAAAGAGGCCAGUACCACGAGGAAUGUGAGCCUACUGGUGAGGCUCUUUGGGUUGACAACGAUGGUGACCUAUAUGAUGUCGACACCGACGAGAUGCGCAGGGACUUUCCAGAGUGCUUUACAUUCGAGUGCUGUGAUGGGAAUCUCAGAGAUACCCCCCAUGGGUGUGUAACUGAUUUCCAUCAAGAACGGCCUGUCGACAACAACCCGUCAAAACGCGCAAGAGCCAACUAA